UGUGCGCUGCUUUGAACGCCCGGGCCUCGCCAUGGCCUUGGAGGCGAUCCGCUACUCGCGGGGCUCCCUGCAGGUCCUCGACCAGCUGCUGCUGCCGCACGAGAGCCGCUACGAGGCGGUGGGGUCGGUGCAGCAGGCCUGGGCGGCCAUCCGCGCCAUGAAGGUGCGCGGCGCCCCGGCCAUCGCCCUCGUGGGCUGCCUCAGCCUGGCCGUGGAGCUGCAGGCGGGCGCGGGCGGCCCGGGGCUCGCGGCCCUCGUGGCCUUCGUGCGCGACGCGCUCGCCUUGCUGGUCACCGCGCGGCCCACGGCCGUCAACAUGGCCCGCGCCGCCCGCGACCUGGCCGCCUUCGCCGCCGGGGAGGCCGAGCGGGAGGGCGCCACGGAGGAGGCGGUCCGGGAGAGGGUGAUCUGCUUCGCAGAGGAAAUGCUGGAGAAAGAUCUCAGGGACAAUCGGAACAUCGGGGACUUGGGCGCUCGCCAUUUGCUGGAGCGUGCGGCCCCUGAGGGUGGAAAAGUGACUGUGCUCACCCACUGUAACACGGGAGCACUGGCCACCGCUGGCUACGGCACUGCCCUUGGUGUGAUCCGUUCGCUCCACAAUCUGGGCCGCCUGGAGCACGCCUUCUGCACGGAGACGCGCCCCUACAACCAGGGUGCCCGGCUCACAGCCUUCGAGUUGGUCUACGAGCACAUCCCGGCCACACUCAUCACUGACAGCAUGGCAGCCGCUGCCAUGGCCCACCGUGGGGUGUCAGCCGUCGUCGUGGGAGCUGAUCGCGUGGUGGCCAAUGGAGACACGGCCAACAAGGUGGGCACCUACCAGCUGGCCAUCGCCGCCAAGCACCACGCCAUCCCCUUCUACGUGGCUGCCCCCAGCUCCUCUUGUGACCUCCAGCUGUCCACGGGCAAAGAUAUUGUCAUUGAGGAGCGCCCAGGACAAGAGCUGACCGACGUGCAGGGGGUCCGAAUUGCCGCGCCUGGUAUUGGGGUCUGGAAUCCCGCCUUCGACGUCACCCCCCAUGAGCUCAUAACUGGAGGCAUCAUCACGGAGUUAGGGGUGUUCUCCCCCAAGGAUCUCCAGGCUGCCCUCAGUGCUGCGGGCUCCUGAGCAGAGGCCCAGGUAGACCCCAGGAGUAUCCUUCCCCGCCACACCCAUCCAUCCCCUUCCCCCAUCAUAUGCUUAUAAUAAAAGCGCA
Molecule: messenger RNA, 1196 nt
Organism: Suncus etruscus (white-toothed pygmy shrew)
Lineage: Eukaryota; Metazoa; Chordata; Mammalia; Eulipotyphla; Soricidae
Gene: MRI1
Product: methylthioribose-1-phosphate isomerase 1
Exons: 6
Coding region: 32-1108 (358 amino acids)
Molecular function (GO): S-methyl-5-thioribose-1-phosphate isomerase activity
Source: RefSeq, a predicted model, not a curated record